AUGUCAAAGCUUCUGCAUAUUUGGAAUUGUCUUUUAGACAAGACCAUAAUUCGUCUUCGUGAUGAAUCGAUAACUCUCCAAGGUGUCCGCAAGAUCGUGUCCAACGACGAGUCUUUCCUGUUGGGUCUGGCGUGUGCUGAAAUGUCCGAAAAUCUCAGGCUGCUAGUAAAAUCUAUUUCCAGGAUAAGCAGAAGGUGCAAUGAUCCGAAUCUUCAGUGUUUCGAUCGGUGGUUCAAUGAGUUCGACAACUCGGGUAACGAUAGCCAUGGCUGGGUUUUCAGUUCCAAAGAUAUGGAAGCUAAAAUGAAGAAGAUGGACAAGUACGUGACCAUUACGGUAACUUUUUACAAAGAAAUGGACAAGUUAUCCACAAUUGAGAACGGUUUGAGAAAGUCAUUUCAAUGUAAAGAUCAAAAUAUUUUCUGGCAAAGGCAAGAGGUAAAGUAUUUAAAAGAGACAUCUUUAUGGAACAAAAGCUUUGACACUGUUGUUUCCAUGCUCGUUAGAUCGAUCUUCACACUUCUGGGAAAGAUGAAGCUUGUUUUUGGAUUUGGCUCUCUCCCAUCUUUUCCUCGAAGCCUCUCGGCUUCUGCAACGGUCCAUCCAUUAAUGAGUUGUUCAAACCAAGAAGAAAAGAAAGAUAAGGCCGUUAAGCUUUUCAAGUCUAACACCAAUCUUCUUAAGCCUCCGGCAAGUACAUUAGGUGCCGCAGCUUUGCAACUACACUACGCGAAUUUGAUAAUCAUAAUGGAGAAGAUGAUCAAGUCACCGCAAUCCGUUGGCGUCGAUGCUCGAGAUGAUCUUUAUUCCAUGCUUCCGAGCAGUCUCAGAUCGUCUCUAAGGGGAAGGCUAAAAGGAGUGGAGUUCUCGGCGAGUGAUCCGGUGCUCGCCGGAGAAUGGAGAACGGCUUUGAGAAGCAUAUUGAGUUGGCUGUCGCCAUUAGCACACAACAUGAUCAAAUGGCAAAAUGAAAGGAGCUUUGAGCACAAGAAUUUGUUGUCCAAAACGAAUGUUCUUCUUCUGCAAACUCUCUUCUUUGCGAACAAAGAAAAGACUGAAGCAGCCAUCACUGAGCUGCUGAUGGGUUUGAAUUACAUUUGGAGAUUCGAAAGGGAAAUGACGGCAAAGGUCUUAUUCGAGUGCAGCAACUUUAAUUAG
Molecule: messenger RNA, 1158 nt
Organism: Hibiscus syriacus
Lineage: Eukaryota; Viridiplantae; Streptophyta; Magnoliopsida; Malvales; Malvaceae
Product: protein PSK SIMULATOR 3-like
Exons: 1
Coding region: 1-1158 (385 amino acids)
Biological process (GO): positive regulation of growth
Source: RefSeq, a predicted model, not a curated record